AUCCAAACCAUUGCAAUGACAUUAUAAAUCUAUCGCAAACACUACUCAAUGAGUUAUCGGCUCUUUAUCUGAACGAAAGGGCGAGUGAUGUCGUGUUUAUCAUUGAAAAUGAGCGCAUAUUUGCCCAUAAAUUUGUUUUAAUCCUUCGGUGCGAAUACUUCCGACUUAUGUUCUCCUCUGGUCUGCGAGAGUCCAUCGAUAAUGAAGUGGAAGUGAAUGAGACGCCAAUCGAUGCCUUCAAAUCUGUACUCUAUUUCAUGUAUACCGGAGUCAUUCACUUGCAUAAUAAGAAAGUCGACGACAUUAUCGAUGUGUUAUAUUUAAGCCAUCGAUACGAAAUGCAUGAAUUGGUUUCGGCGAUCACUGAAUACCUCGAAUUGAAUAUAAAUAAAAAUAACGUGUGUUUAAUACACGCGACGGCCUCUCUAUUCAACAUGUGUCCGCUUCUGGAGAAUUGCCAUCAAUUUAUUUUACGCAAAGGAUAUAAACUAUUAUCCAAUUCAUCGCUUCUGAGUCUCAGUUCGCAAACAUUGAUUCAAUUGUUCUCAAGCGACGAGUUUUGCGCCGAAGAGAUCGAUAUAUUCAAUGCAAUCAUGAAAUACAUUAAAUUGAAUCCAGAAUUAAACGAAGAGUUGUGCGAAGAACUCAUAUCUACUGUUCGUUUGCAUUUGAUUUGUUGGAAUGAUUUGAUUGCUUACGUCUGGCCCUCAGGGUUUUUUGCCAGAGAAGAGUUGAUGACAUCGAUCGACAACAGACCCAAAAUCUCUAACAAUUACCGCCGAUGUGUGAAACCGGUUGAA
This is a messenger RNA of Medioppia subpectinata, 800 nucleotides long. The record is from the annotation of a GenBank genome assembly. NCBI's taxonomy places the organism in Eukaryota, Metazoa, Arthropoda, Arachnida, Sarcoptiformes, Oppiidae.